Eutrema salsugineum is the source of this 3451-nucleotide messenger RNA. RefSeq lists its product as uncharacterized. Gene Ontology annotation, molecular function: protein kinase activity; protein binding; ATP binding. Gene Ontology annotation, cellular component: cytoplasm. Bases 119 to 3259 code for a protein of 1046 amino acids. NCBI's taxonomy places the organism in Eukaryota, Viridiplantae, Streptophyta, Magnoliopsida, Brassicales, Brassicaceae. The transcript is spliced from 8 exons. The record is from RefSeq and is a predicted model, not a curated record. Gene Ontology annotation, biological process: signal transduction; protein phosphorylation.
GAAGAAGAAUACGACUUAGUAUCUUUGAACAAGAGAUUGUGCAGAAGAAAGACUAAGCCUUUUGGUCUUUAUUCUCUCUUUUCUGUUUUUUUUUUUUUUUUUUUGUGUUCUUGAGGACAUGAGAAUGGAGUUUCCUGGCCGCUCCAGUCAGCAUUUAGGUAGGGAUAGGUUCAAUGGGGAAACCGGUUGUGGUAAUAACACGCGUGAAGACAAUAUCUGUGUUCAGACAGGAGAGGAAUUUUCAAAUGAAUUCUUGAGGGAUUUUGGUGCUCAACGAAGAGCACAGGUUGUUAAUAGAAAUGUUGAGGCUAAUCCUAAUAAUCGACAUCUUGUUUAUGAGGAUUUCAACAGAAUUCUUGGGCUUCAAAGAGUUGAUUCCAACAUCUCAGAAGGUUUUAAUCCCUCGAAUGGAGGAGGAUACUUAGCUGAAGCAAAUAUUGCAGACUCACCUCGGAUGGCUGCAACAUCAGAUGUUUAUUUGCCGGAAGUAUUGAAGCUUCUUUGUAGUUUCGGGGGAAGGAUCUUACAGCGACCUGGUGAUGGGAAGCUUAGGUACAUUGGAGGGGAGACUCGGAUUAUCUCAAUACGAAAACAUGUUCGGUUAAACGAACUGAUGCAAAAGACUUAUGCUUUGUGCAACCAUCCGCACACAAUCAAGUAUCAGUUACCAGGAGAAGAUCUUGAUGCACUAAUAUCUGUUUGCUCAGAUGAGGAUCUUCUUCAUAUGAUUGAGGAGUAUCAAGAAGCUGAAACAAAGGCUGGAUCUCAGAGGAUAAGGGUCUUUCUUGUAUCUUCAACAGAGUCAUCAGAGAGUCCUAAAAUUUUCAAUGAAAGGAAUAUGAACAUAAACCGAAACACAAACACACACCAGCAGACGGAUAUCGAUCAUUAUCAUUAUGUUUCAGCUCUUAAUGGUGUUGUGGAUGUGAGUCCUCACAAGAGUUCCAGCGGGCAAAGCGGGACAAGUCAGACAACACAGUUUGGGAAUGCUUCAGAGUUCAGCCCUACAUUUCAUUUUCGAGACUCGCCUACUUCUGUUCAUACAUGGGAAAACAAAGACUGCAACAGUCCAACCUUCAUGAAUCCAUAUGUGAACGCUAAUGCUGUUCAUUUUAUGCCCAAAAUGCAGAUGACGACUAACUCAUUUGGUCAACAGUCUCCUCCAUCAUCUCCUUUUUCAGUUCACAAGAGAGCAAAUACCGACAUUCCCUACUUGGUUGAUCAAAAUGGUUUCUUUGACAACAACAAUCGCCCUUACUUGGUUACUCCAAACUUCUCACCGCAAGAUAGGUUCCUGUUUGAGACUAAUACACAAAUGCAGAAGCAUCCAGAGAUGAAUCUUCAUGACCGGAGGCCAAGUGGAGAUAUUUACCGCCAUGGUCAAGCUUAUAACGGGCCAGAGAAAGUGACGCUUAAGAAAAACGCUCUUUCUGAUCCACAGCUGCAUGAUGAGAGCCAAAUCAACAAUGGGUUAGAAGCAUUCACCAGACAACCAUGGAAAAUAUUGAGAAAUAAGUUGCAUGUUGUGGCUAUGUCAAAGUGGGAAGAUACUGACGAUAUCUAUUUCAAGAAUCCAGAAGGCAGGAGGAGUAAGGAGCUUGAGCUCAACACAGAAGUUGGUAAUAAGUGGAUGGAUGGUGAUCAUAGUCCCGGUUCUUUUGAUCAGGCAUCAAAGAAACAUGAUGUUAGUAACAAUACUAGUUAUUACAGUCCUAAUUAUCAACCGGUUGCUCAGGUUACUUCAACUGAUUCACAAGAUUCAGGAAGCUCAGUGUUCUCUUUAUCAGUCAAUACUAACGAAAAUCAUCUUGAUGGGUCGAGGGAAAAAUUGAAUGGUUUCCAGCAAGACAUGUCACUAGAUAUUCUCAUCAGAAGCCAUACUUCAGCUAAAGGUCAACUGUGUAAUACAACCAAGUCAAGCGAUCAAGAAGAUUACUCCUCACCCAACCAAAAUUUCCCAGUGGACUUUAUGAGACAGGAGCCUAUGAUUCCGAGAUGUGAUCUGGAGACAAAUAAUGAUGAUACAGAAAUUCAGAAGCCUCUUCCUAAAGAAGAGAGUUUUCACUAUUGCGGAUUGCCACUUAGGAAGGUGGGAAGUAGAGAUGCUGCUUUUAUGCACACACAGGAAUCGGAUGAUUUCUUUAGAAACAAUCUGCUUGCUCCACAGUUGAUAGUUGAGGAUGUGACGAACGAAGUAACCUUAGAUGCUCUCUUAUCAGCUACUAUUGUCCCUCAUGUACAUAAUGAGUCAGAUGAUGAUCACAAAUCUUACACAAGGGAGGACAAGAUUACAAAAGCUGGUCCUGAAUCAGCAAUGGAGGAAAAGUACAAGAAGAGCAGAAACACCGAUGAAUCAUUCAGCGAAGCUGCGAUGGUUGAGAUUGAAGCUGGAAUCUAUGGCUUACAGAUAAUUAAGAACACGGAUCUUGAAGACUUGCACGAGCUAGGAUCAGGUACAUUUGGAACGGUUUACUAUGGGAAGUGGAGAGGAACUGAUGUUGCUAUCAAGAGGAUAAAGAAUAGCUGUUUCUCUGGUGGAUCAUCAGAGCAAGCAAGACAGACUAAAGAUUUCUGGAGAGAAGCUCGGAUAUUGGCGAACCUUCACCAUCCAAAUGUGGUGGCCUUUUAUGGAGUUGUACCAGAUGGACCUGGUGGAACAAUGGCAACAGUUACUGAGUAUAUGGUGAACGGAUCUUUGAGACAUGUAUUGCAGAGGAAAGACAGAUCGCUUGACAGGCGCAAGAAGCUGAUGAUAACUCUAGAUGCUGCAUUUGGGAUGGAGUAUUUACAUAUGAAGAAUAUAGUUCAUUUUGAUCUUAAAUGCGAUAACUUGCUUGUAAACUUGAGGGAUCCACAACGACCCAUUUGCAAGGUUGGUGAUUUUGGAUUGUCGAGAAUAAAACGAAACACGCUUGUGUCUGGUGGGGUAAGAGGAACCCUUCCAUGGAUGGCACCAGAGCUGCUAAAUGGGAGCAGCAACCGCGUCUCAGAGAAAGUGGAUGUUUUCUCAUUUGGUAUCACGAUGUGGGAGAUUUUGACAGGCGAAGAACCCUAUGCAAAUCUGCAUUGCGGUGCCAUCAUUGGUGGAAUUGUGAACAAUACGUUGAGACCUCCGAUACCGGAACGGUGUGAAGCAGAGUGGAGAAAGUUGAUGGAGCAAUGCUGGUCGUUCCAUCCCGGAGUACGACCAUCGUUUACGGAGAUUGCUGAUCGGCUUCGGUCAAUGACUGUUGCCUUGCAACCCAAGCGACGAACCUGAAAGCUACUCUCUCCAAUGAACUUGAAAGUCUUGAUUUUUUUUUUUUUUGGCGGUUGAGUUUUAAAAUUAUAAAAAAGAAAAGAGAACAAUAUAGAUUUAUGACGGUGCGGAGUUUGUAAAAUUAGUAUUGAGGUAUUUACCGGUCAGGUAAAGUUGUAUACAAGAAAAGUUAAAAGUCUAUUGUGUAAAUUA